This is a messenger RNA of Acaulospora morrowiae, 238 nucleotides long. The record is from the annotation of a GenBank genome assembly. NCBI's taxonomy places the organism in Eukaryota, Fungi, Glomeromycota, Glomeromycetes, Diversisporales, Acaulosporaceae.
AUGAGUCAACUAAGGAUUUUCUCCUGGUUGGCAUACACGCAAUUUACAUUCAUCAAGGCAAGUCUGAUCGCCGGGUUUACAACAAGAAUUGGGAUUACAAGCACAGCUAGGCAAAUUACAUGUCUUGAAGCAAGUCUCAUCGCCAGGUUGGCAGCAAGCUUGGGGGUUGCAGUUUGGAUUUUGACGUUUCGUCAGAUCAUUAAUACUCGGAUAUGCGAAAGCGACAACAGCAAAGAUG